GAAGAACCAGAAUUUGAACGAAACAAAAAAAUUGUCUGGCAUAAAAGUGUUGAUCUCGUGCUCUCUCUCUCUCGUUCGAGUGCGAAAUUUAAAGUAAUUUAAGAAAAAAAAUUAUUAAUUGAAAGAAAUUCAAGGCGAAGCAGAAACGGCCGCCACAAUUGCUUCCCGAAUAUUUACAAACACGCUGGAGGGUCGAACCAUUGAAUAUCGGCCCGGCGGAGGGCUGGAUUACCACAACUCACCACUCAUGGCAGAAAUACCGGCAGGCGAAUAUACCUCACACAUCCAUCGGUCGAUCGAUCAGUUGCGUCAGAUGAACGAAAAAAAUGCGGUUUAUACGCUCGGCGCUUUAGCCGGGGGCACGACAGACCUCCGAUUGCACGAUUACAAGGCAUACACGGAUUUGCGUGCGAACGAACGCAUGGACUACUCCACGAAGGAUGACAGGCACAAUACCGCGGCGAAUAACAACAACAACAAUAUGCCGCAGAAUGGCGACCAAGUUGACCAAAAACCCUUCAUUGGAUCGUCGCCCGGCACACCGCCAACGCCGCUCUCAAUGACCGAACAACAAAUUAACGAUUCUAAGAUAUUUGCAUCGAAAGGUGACUUGCAGAUGCACUCGCAACUCCAUAUGCGUGAGUCGAAGCCCUACAAAUGCUCGCAAUGCGUAAAGUCGUUCGCCAAUUCGAGUUACUUGUCGCAACAUACGCGCAUCCAUUUGGGCAUCAAGCCGUACCGCUGCGAGAUUUGUCAGCGAAAAUUCACGCAAUUGUCGCAUUUGCAGCAACAUAUCCGAACGCACACGGGCGACAAGCCCUACAAAUGUCGCCAUGCCGGCUGCCCGAAGGCAUUUUCGCAACUUUCGAACUUGCAGUCGCAUUCGCGAUGCCAUCAAACGGACAAACCCUACAAAUGCAAUUCGUGCUACAAGUGUUUCGUGGAUGAAGCUGCCUUGCUGGAGCACAUUCCGAAGCACAAGGAGUCGAAACACUUGAAAACGCACAUUUGUCAGUAUUGCGGCAAAUCCUACACGCAAGAGACGUAUUUGGCGAAGCAUUUGCAGAAACAUUUGGAAAAGGAGGCGAAAAAAUCGGGAAUUUCGGGCAUCGCGGGCCUCAAUUUCAACAAUAAAAACUCCUCGAGUGCCGGCAACAACAACGGCAGCAGCACAAUCAACAAUGAGCACCCGUACUGGCCAAAAGUGAGUCCCGAUUCGGCAGCCAGUCUCGCCGAAGCGAUGCAACAGCAGCAACAAAGUCAAUACCAGGACUUUGCGUUGAGCCAACAGAACCACAAUGACCAUCGGGCGCACGAAAAUGGCGAAGAUCUCGUCGUAAUCAGUCGUCAGCAGCAACAAGCACAGCAGCAGCAGCAGCAACAACAGCAAGCGCAGCAACAACAAAACUUAGGCCAAACGAACCCACCAUCUGUGACAAGCAGCUCUGCAAACAGCUACGACACCGCCGCAAGCAUAACGAAAGUCACGACGCAAUCCGCUUUCACGCCGAUCCAGACGAUGGUGCCGCACCAACUCGCUCAACGCCCGUAUUUUUAUGAUGCCAUCAACUUCGGACAGAAGAACGGCAACCAAAGUGUGCCCAAUAGCAUCCCGAAUCAGUUCAUUUCGCUGCAUCAAAUCAGGAAUUUCGCACAUCAGCCGGGACUCAUGUCGGGCGAACAUCUUCUCGCGAUGGGCGUCGGCGCCGGCAUCAAAGACAAAGCUCAAUAAUACGGAAAAACCACAAAUAAUUAAUAAAUGGGGCACAAAAAGUAUUUUUGCGGUGAACAAUGGAUGAUAUCAGAACAGUACUUAAAGAAAAUUCUCAUAGUGCCAUUCAAAAAAAUUUAAAAAAAUACAAAACGGUGCAAUAAAUAUCGAAAAAUAUGCAAAUAACAAAAAAAUGAAUAUUCAUUAACUCAAAAAAAAAUCGGCAGCUAUUUAAAAAUAAUAAAAACCAAACAUUCACCGAAAACUCCUGUAAGCCCAUUCGAUCCGAUAUUUAUUGAUUGUACAAAUUAAAAAACAAAAAAGUAUAU
Molecule: messenger RNA, 2040 nt
Organism: Culicoides brevitarsis
Lineage: Eukaryota; Metazoa; Arthropoda; Insecta; Diptera; Ceratopogonidae
Product: zinc finger protein rotund-like
Exons: 2
Coding region: 248-1732 (494 amino acids)
Source: RefSeq, a predicted model, not a curated record